AUGGCUUCCUCCGCUUCGCUGAUGUCGUCGUCCCUACCACCUUCAGCGCUGGAGAUCUUACCAAAUAUUAUGGCAGCUAUUGGCCGGACUCCCAUGGUGCGUAUUAAUAAUAUUGACAAGAAAGCACAUCUACAGUGUGAAAUCUUGGCCAAGUGCGAGUAUUUUAACGCCAGUGGAUCGAGCAAGGAUCGUAUUGCAAAGCGUAUGGUGGAAGAUGCUGAAGCGGUGGGACGUAUUAAGCCUGGUGACACGCUUAUUGAGCCUACUUCUGGCAAUACAGGCAUUGGACUAGCCCUCGUGGCUGCUAUGAAAGGCUAUCGAUGCAUUAUCACACUGCCAGAGAAAAUGAGUCUGGAGAAAGUAAACAUUUUGAAAGCACUUGGAGCUGAGAUCAUUCGCACGCCCACCGAGGCGGCGUGGGACUCACCAGAGAGUCAUAUUGGUAUUGCCAAAAGACUGCAGGCAGAACUCCCAAAUGCUCAUAUUUUGGAUCAAUAUGCUAACCCAUCAAACCCAUUGGCACACUAUGAUGGCACAGCUGAAGAGAUCUUGGAUCAAUGUGACGGAAAAGUAGAUAUGGUUGUUGUCGGUGUCGGUACUGGCGGAACAAUCUCGGGGAUUGCCAAGAAACUAAAGGAAAAAUGCCCGGAUGUUAUUAUUGUUGGUGUGGAUCCAGAAGGAUCGAUUUUGGCCCAGCCGGAGUCGCUGAACGACAAGAAUCGUCUGAGGCCGUACAAAGUAGAGGGUAUUGGCUACGAUUUUAUCCCGGACGUGCUUGAUCGUAACUUGGUGGACAAGUGGGAAAAAACAAACGACCAAGAGUCGUUUAUUAUGUCUCGCCGUUUAAUUCGUGAAGAGGGAUUGUUGUGCGGUGGAUCAAGUGGUGCUGCAAUGGCGGCGGCAGUGCGUGCCGCUUCGACACUAAAAAGUGGCCAGCGCUGCGUUGUCAUUUUGUCGGACUCGACGCGUAACUAUAUGACCAAAUUUUUGAAUGAUGCGUGGAUGUACGAGAACAAGUACGUGGAAAACUCAGUACACACCCGUGAGAAUUACUCAAAGUACCGCAAGGACACUGGCACGUGGUGGUCGGAGCAGCGUGUGUCGGUUUUAAAGCUGCCACAUCCGUCAACGGUGCCUCCUCACCUCUCCUGCGCUGCGGCUAUUGAGACAAUGGAGCAUCAUGGUUAUGACCAACUACCUGUCGUGAAUGAGCAUGGUAUUGUACAAGGUGUGGUGACCAUUGGCAAUUUAUUAUCAAUGCUUUCUUCUGGCCGCGUGAGACGCACUGAUCCAGUCGAAGCUGUGACGUUUGGCAAUUUCAGUCGUGUUACUCAUGAAAGUUCGUUGGCUGACCUUGCCACGAUAUUUGACAAGGACUAUUUUGCCAUUGUAGCGUCAACGGACGGUCUCAUUGCUGGUCUUGCAACGAGAAUUGAUCUCUUAAACUACAUUACUAGUGCUCAUAAGUGA
Peronospora belbahrii is the source of this 1470-nucleotide messenger RNA. NCBI's taxonomy places the organism in Eukaryota, Oomycota, Peronosporomycetes, Peronosporales, Peronosporaceae. The record is from the annotation of a GenBank genome assembly.